CGGGACAGAGGGUGCAAUUCUCGCGGAAGCAUCGCAUCGCUGUUAGAGCGGCAGGGAAAGAAGGCUCCUCUGUGAGAAGAUCUCUCAGUUCAGUCAAGCAUGUCGCUUUCGCGUUUGCAGGGACAUCUACCCAAACACAAGAGACUGCGAGGCUACCAGUGACUUUACUUCCAGGCAGACUGAAGGGUUUUGUCGUCAAACAGACCAAGCAGAGGAAAAUGUCUCGGUGGAUACGGUCCCCGCUGCUGCUGCUGCUGCUCCUACUUCUCUCGAUGUGUGAAGUUCAUGCUCAAGGGGAAAACCGGGUGAUCUUCCUGCCGGGAACGUUCCAGAAUGUGAGCGUCUCCCACAAUGAGACGGUGCAGGCCAUAGUGUCCAGAAUCCCCCCGGAGGUCGCUUUCGUUACCCUGCAGUUUCACACGCAGCACCGCAACGCCACUCUCUCCUACACCAGGAUGCCGGGCCUGGGUCUCUCUCUGACAGCAGUGGACUCUGGCCUCCUGUCAGCUCUCCAGCCGGGCCAAACGACCCUCUCGCUGUUCCUGUCUUCUCCUGACGGUGACACGGUGGCAGGCACCGGGGUCAUCCUCCCAUUUUCCAGCACUGACCCAGUCCCUGGAGCUUGCAACAUGGAGUUCAACCUUGAAAUCGACCCAAAUGUCUACAUUCGCUACAACCUCUACGAGACCACCAUCCGCUUUGCACCAGCAAAUUUAGGAUAUGAGAGGGGUGCAGUUCCUCCAGUCUGCGACGCAUCGACUGGGAGCAACACCCGCUGGCGACUGCAGUACGACGUCUACCGGUACUUCCUGCCUGAGAACGACCUAUCAGAGCGCAGCCUGUUCAGUGGCAUUCAGACCGUGGCUGAUGUCCAGGGCAUGAUGGAGAACGGCAAACGCGUCAUGACGUUGUUAUCGUCAGACCUGAGCACGGCCGUGUUCAACUCCAUCCCCGGGCAGGGCGUCAUCUACUCAGUCAUCGUCAGAGACCCGCUGCUGAACACCUCGGCCUCCUACGUCCCCGUCCACACCUACGCCUGCAGCUUCACCUCCACUCUGGACAGCUGUCAGACACUGGGAAAGAUAUCUACAAAAGUUUUUUUCACCAUCACUGGCUUGGCGGGCCUGUUUGUCUGCUUCUUUGGGCAUCGAUUCUUCAAAUGUGAGUUGUUCUGCAUGGGAUUUAGCUUUACAGCGUUUUUCUUCUUUGUGCUGAUCACAAGGACCACAGAGCUGAACUAUGACAUCUGUCUGACCCUGUCGGCAGUGAUCGGCGUGGUGGGCGGGGUCCUCCUGGUGAUGAGCUGGUGGCGUUUCGGGUCAGUCAUGGCCUGCGUCGUCGUGGUGGGCCUGAUGCUCGGCUUCCUCAUCGCCUCCACCGUCCUCUUCACUCCUCUUGGCGACAUCGACGUGUUCAGACGCUCAGAUGUUGUUUUCUGGGUGACGUUCUGCUGCAUCAUGAUCAUAGUUCCACUCUUCUUCGUGCGAUGGCCCAGAGAGGGUAACAUCACCACAUGUGGCAUUGUCGGUGCUUACGCUGUGAUUCUGGGUGUCAACGCCUACAUUUACACCAGCCUCUCCUACAUCACGCUGAACAUCCUCAAACGCUUCCUCAACAACAACUUCAAUGCAAUGUUCACUGACGUGCCGUUCCAAACCAUUGACUACAUCAUGAUCACAGUGUGGGUGGUGCUCGGCGUCUGCGGCAUCGUCCUGCAGCUCUACCGCGAGCGCUCGCGGCCGUUCUUCCCGCCCAGCCCGUACCUCAUGUGGCUGCAGGAACGCGAGCGCCGCAAGACCAACGUCCUGGACCCGAGCCACCACUUCCCCUCGCUGCCCAACCGCUUCCUGGCCCGCGUGCAGCAGCUCACCAGGCGCAUGGAGCCGGCUGGAGAACACACGCCUCUGCUCCUGUGAACCCGGAACGCCCGGUCUGAGUCUGAGCUGAAAGGAAGAAUAUCCCUGUGAUGCAUUUCUGACCUGCUGCAGAGUUACAAGGAAACCAGAGAAGAGGAGUGUUGUUCCUCAUGACUGGUGCAGGGAUUUGACCCCAGAUCAGCUAACUGAAAGACACUGAGGGGGAUUAUAUCACUGACAUUCUCCUGACAACUAACGCCAGUUUUAUUAAACACUGAAACAUUUUAGCUGAUCAAGAUCCUCGAAUGUCUAAAGAAACUAAAAUGUAGGUGCUGAUGCUUCGUGGUACCUGUCGCUUCUGCUCAUUUUACUGUUUGCACUGAAGUCACAAACUACUAAUGAUUUACACAGCGAGGCAUUGUAUCUGCGGAGAGUCAGAUUAAUACGACCAACAUUGUUUUUUAAGGGUCAGAACAAAGUAUUUUAUAUCAAAAACUGACACAGAAAUGCAGUUUUUAUGCUUUAGUCUUUACGCAAAUUACAAAGGAAAACAGUGUUCCUCCUCUGUAAUCACUCGGAACAUUGUUUUAACUUCUGCUUACCUACACCUGACGGUCCGGUUAGUCGUCUUGUACUUUGCACACCUGAUUUUAAUAUAUUUAAAUGUUCUUGGUGUAACUGUGCUGAUUAAUGUGUCAAUCUCUCACCUGCGUGCCGUGACUUUUCUCAGGGUUUCACACUCAGCUUUUAGACUACGAUGCACUGAGACAACUUUGGAAAACUUUGACCUGCUCUCUCUGCCUGUAGAUGUCUGUCAGUAUUUUAUGUAGCUACGAGCUGAACCUUGUGGUCCCCUGACUUUUUUUUUUAGAAACAAAAACACCCAAAACAAUAUGCAGACAUGUUUUUUGAAAAGGUCAAUUGUAAUUUGUAAUUUAACAUUUUUGAUAUUUAAUAAAUUCCUACAGGUAAAAGCC
Messenger RNA from Lates calcarifer (barramundi perch), 2833 nucleotides. It is a transcript of the gene tm7sf3, whose product is annotated as transmembrane 7 superfamily member 3. Bases 219 to 1916 code for a protein of 565 amino acids. The record is from RefSeq and is a predicted model, not a curated record. Lineage: Eukaryota; Metazoa; Chordata; Actinopteri; Centropomidae. The transcript is spliced from 12 exons.